AUGGGUGGUAUGGAUGAUUCUCUCUUGCAAUUUCCUCGAUAAACUUCCAUGUUCUUGAAACCAAAUUUCCUUCCUUUUCUCGGAAUUUGCCUGCUCGAAAGCUGGUUACAGAAGUUGUUGUAUUGCUGAAGUUGCUGAUACGCCUUAUGUUCAUCUAUCGCCGUGGCUUUCACAUUUGCAGGCUAUACAGAAAACAAUGUUGCCGCCUUCUGUUGGUAUGUUCAGCAAGAACAAGGCUAGCAGAACCUCGGUCAAUGAUAGCAAUGGUGCUGCUGCUGCUGCUUCGGUUUCUCCAAAUCAGAAAGAGGGGAAUGGCCGUUUACCUGUGAAAGCUGCAUCGAAUACAAGAGUAGAUUCUAGGUCUCCCUAUCCCAAUUAUCCAGAUUUGAAGCCACCGUCUUCCCCGAUUCCUUCAAAACCAGGCAAUUGAGGCUGCAAGUCCAUUACAUCUUUGGAGGCAGCAAACAUUUUCUUUCUUCCCACUUUUCCUUCUCCAGUGUAGUGUAAACGAAUUGCUUGGUUGUUCAUUCGUUUGUUAGAAAGUUGACAACUUGGUUCUUUUUUGUAUCAUAUGAGAAUAUGUACCCGUUUGAUGAAAGCUUGAAGCAAGAGGCUUUUAUAGAGAAUCUGGAAAAAUCAUAAACUGCUACAUUUUCA
This is a messenger RNA of Linum trigynum, 657 nucleotides long. The record is from the annotation of a GenBank genome assembly. Lineage: Eukaryota; Viridiplantae; Streptophyta; Magnoliopsida; Malpighiales; Linaceae.